AUGUCAGUUGAACCCUGCGACCUGCAAAUUCAUGUCAAUGGCCAACGCACUUUCUUCCUCUCCCAGAAAAUCCUGUCCAAGUUCUCCGGGAAACUUAGGAAGAUAAUCAAACGGGAGAAGAGCAAAACCCAGGUCACGACCUCCGGGAUCGAGAUUAAUGGAUUCCCUGGCGGGCCCCUCGGGUUCGAGCUGGUAGCGAGAUUCUGCUACAACGACGGCGCCGUUUCAAUCACCGUCGGCAACGUCUCCCUUCUCCACUGCUGCGCGGUGUUUUUCGAGAUGACGGAGGACGCCGCCCCCGCCAACCUUUUCCACCAGACGGAGGUUUUUCUUCAGGGAAUUUUCUACUGGUCCUGGCGCGAAAUCCUCGCCUGCCUCAAGAACUGCGAGCCCUUCUUCACCUGUGCGGAGUCGUGCGGCCUCGUGGACCGGCUCAUGUCUUCUCUUCUAGCCAAGAUUGCACAGUAUUCCGAUUCUAAUAUCCUUUCAGUCUCGUCGUCUUCAUCUUCCUCAUCUCCGGAGAUGGCGCACGACAUCAGCUCGCAAGGUGUUUGUAGCAAUUCUACACUGAACAGAGGCCGACCCUGGUGGUUUCAAGAUUUGAUGAUUUUGGGCCCAAAGACCAUCGAGCAGUUCCUUCGCGCAUUAGGGUGCUAUGGUACCGAAAAUAACAAUUUAGUCCUAACGAGAUUCCUCCUUCAUUAUCUAAAAACCGCAAUCCUUUCAAAUGGUGGGAAAAUUGUUCUUGCGGAUUACAGCAACCUGGCUGACACCGCAACCCAUGGGGUGGUUCUCAUCGGGAAAACUGGGUUUUCCUGCAGAGGACUUUUUUCAGCACUGCAGAUUAUUUCACGAUUCGGGCCGAGCAGAAGGAACCGGGCCUCGCUGGAGAGGCUGAUUGGGUCGAUGCUCGACCGGGCCACAUUGGAUGAUUUGUUGGUGACAGGAGGAGAGAGCCGGGGGGUUUAUGAUGUGGGCUUCGUCAUCCGGUUGCUUCGGUUGUUUGUUCAUUACGGUGAUGAGGUGUCGAUGCAGAAGAUGAAGAGAGUUGGGGAGUUGAUUGAUUUUUACUUGGGGGAGAUUGCCCCAGACCCGAUUCUUAAAGUUUCAAAGUUUCUUGGUGUGGCUGAGGGCCUGCCGGAUUGUGCAAGGGAUUCAUUUGAUUAUGUGUACAGAGCAAUUGACAUCUAUCUUGAGUCCCACCCAUCUCUUUCCUUGGAAGAACGAUCAAGACUGUGCCGAUGCCUCAACUACAGAAAGCUAAGCCUGGAAGCCUGCAAAGACCUUGCCAAGAACCCAAGGAUACCUCCAAGAAUCGCGAUUCAAGCACUAGCUUCUCAGCACUCAUCCAUACAAACAAUUGAAUUUGCAGGGGAAGACUGUUCAAGCACAAGGUGCAGCAGCAAAGACAAUAACAAUGAGCAUCAGCUCGUUUUGUACAAACAAGAAGAUGGUUUAGAAAGGUUUUCAGACGCAGAGAGCUUGCCGGAAGGAGAGGAAAUGAGAGUGAACUUGGAGAGGAUGCAGUGGAAAGUGGUGGAGUUGGAGAAAGUGUGUAGAGAAAUGAAGGGUCAAAUGGCGAGAAUGGUGAAGCUUGGCCCUCACUACAACUCUGGGCCCAUGCCUAGGUUGUGCUGA
This is a messenger RNA of Striga hermonthica, 1638 nucleotides long. Lineage: Eukaryota; Viridiplantae; Streptophyta; Magnoliopsida; Lamiales; Orobanchaceae. The record is from the annotation of a GenBank genome assembly.